Messenger RNA from Paraglomus occultum, 945 nucleotides. The record is from the annotation of a GenBank genome assembly. Lineage: Eukaryota; Fungi; Glomeromycota; Glomeromycetes; Paraglomerales; Paraglomeraceae.
AUGCUUAACUUUAUUCCAGUGACCGUUCCUGGCUAUGUGCAACCAUUGAUUGAAGCGUGCACAGCUUGGCUUGUGACUACUUUCCUUUCAAUUCCCGUGGCCUUCAUUCGAAUGUUCAUUGAAACACCUAUUAACGUGUUGAGAUCAUUAUGUUCCAGCGAACCGAACGUUGUAUUGAUCACCGGUGCAAAUUCUGGUAUUGGUGCAAGUUUGGCUGAAGCAUACGCAAAGCCUGAUGUUACGCUUGGACUCUUGGCUCGUGAUGAACGCCUCGAACAGACUGCGGAAAAAUGUAGGGAGAAAGGAGCAACUGUAACAACAAUAAGUUGUGAUAUCGCUAAUAAGGAAGAACUGGCCGAGGCUCUCAUUGAAUUCGAUGAGAGCAAUCCAAUUGACUUGCUAAUUGCUAAUGCGGCAGGCAUGGUGAGUGACGGUAAUGAAUGGGAGGACUCUUGGCAAAACAUCAUUGAUGUCAACUUUAAAGGCGCCGUUAAUACGGUCAUGACAAUAUUCAAACAAAUGAAGGAACGACCUCAUGUAGGAGGACAGAUUGCAAUUGCCUGGCACGCGCCACCACAGAUGUGCUAUUAUAAUGCCACAAAAACUGCCCUAACGUCUUUGGGGCGUGACCUACGCUACAUCGGUCGUAAUUACAAUAUCCAUGUCAAUGUCAUCGCCCCCGGCCUCAUUGGUACCCGAAUGACCCUUGAUGAACGGAGACCAUUCCCUUUUUCCUCUUGGUUGGCCGCGUCUCCUGAGAAUAUGGCAAAAAUUAUAAGAUGGAAUUUGUUCGAGGAUAACUUCGUUAUUACUUGGCCAUACCAUCAGUUUUUGCCAGAAUUAGCAAUAAGUUCUUUACCUCCGAGAGUCUUGGAUAGCGUGCAAUGGUUAGUUGGUAGAGCUUGGAGCGUAGUCAGCCCGGCCAAGGAUAAGCCGCUGACUUAG